AUGAACAACCGCCUGGAAUGGGAUGCAUCUAGCACCUUCCUCGAUCAUCCACAGCAGCAGCGACUGCAUGCAUCAUUCUCGCCGUGGCAGAAGGCUAUCACAACGAUCGCUCUCCUGAUAUUGGGCUACUAUGUGCUCAAUUUCUUCGAUGCAUGGCCGGACACCAUCAGGCGGACACUUUAUGAAGUAACCAUCUAUCUCAUACCCUCUCCAGCUAUAUACGCGCUGCAAUCGAUAAUGCAUCGGUACUCAGGUGCUAUAGACGACACAACCCGCUUCAGGAAGUCAGAAUUUGGUAAUCAGCGAGCCAAAGCGGAGGCCAUUCAGCGCAUCCUUGGUCAUACUCCCUUUCCGACCGCCCUUCUAAAAGCGAGAAGUCUUUCAGGACUGGAGACAAUACUCCCUGUAAGCAAAGAGCUAGGACCCCCAGGGCUGGGCAAUUGGGACAAUUCGUGCUACCAGAACAGCAUCCUGCAGGGCUUCGCAUCUUUGCCCGCGUUUCAAGAAUACAUCGAGAAAAGCCUGACCAUUUGCGAUGAUUUGCAAGUUCCUGCCGCCACGCACAAAGCGCUGGGCCAUUUUCUACGUCAGCUUGGGGAUGCUUCGGCAAGGAAGACAACCCUGUGGACACCAACUGUGCUGAAAUCGAUGGACAGCUGGCAACAGCAAGACGCCCAGGAAUACUUCUCACGAGUGGUUGAGGCUGUUGAGAAAGAAGACAUGAAAUGCUUUCAGGUGCUCAAGAAACGAUCGCAUAAUGGUCUCGGGUUGCCGACCGAUGGCAGUCCAGCAGAAAACGAGAGCGCGCAGAUGCUGGAGAAAGUAUCUCUGGAUGACAACUCUUGGAGCCCGGUACCCAAAUCCCAUGUCAUGUCCAAACCGGACCGCAAGCUACUAGAGAUUCUUCCGAGGAGUUCGAUGGACGGCAUGCUUGCGCAAGCACUUGAAUGUCAAACGUGUGGCUUCUCGGAAGGUUACUCGCUCACCCAAUUCAAUUGCCUGACGCUUAAUCUUGGACUACGCGGGCACUCGUACCUCGAAGAUCUGCUCGAUGAGUACACAGAACCGGAGAUGAUUGACGGUGUCGAGUGUACCGAAUGUACAAAAGCGAUUGCUAAUUGCAAGGACGGAGAAGAUGCUGUCGACGAUGAUACUCCAUCACCCUCCAAACGGCCCAAGCUUAAGCCAGUGCAUCGGACGAAGGCAAAGCAGAUCACCAUUGGGCGCCUACCAAAGAACCUGAUUCUCCACAUCAAUCGAAGCAUAUUCGACGAGUACGGCACUCAGCGCAAGAACAACUCGCUCAUACGCUUCCCAGCCCGGCUUGAUUUCCUGAGUCGUUGGUGUGCUCCACUUGCUGUCAACGAGAACUCAGUACAGAGGUCGUACGAACUGAAGUGCUCGGUUACGCACUACGGACGGCACGAGAAUGGCCAUUACGUGGCUCUUGGAAGACGUGACAAAGAUUGGUGGGUGUUUAACGAUGAAGUCGUGACCAAGAUGAGUCAAGAUGAGGUCCUGAGUCGCGGAAAUGUCUUCAUGCUGUUCUACGAGGCCAUAGACACUUCAUCGCUACGCGACCAGACAUCACCAGUUCCAACGUCUGAGGAGGUUGACUCGGUCACGGAGUUGGUCCAACGUCCUUCGGAGAGCACUGGGAGUUCCGACUCCGAGCCUCUCACUCUGCCAGAACCACCUGAGCCAAUCAAGCCCAUUCCUCCAAUGCGGACCGCCAGUGACUCUAUAAGACUACCCGAUGAACAUGAGGUAGCUCCAUCGGCAGCUCCUGUUGCCGCGCUUUGA
This is a messenger RNA of Cyphellophora europaea CBS 101466, 1803 nucleotides long. RefSeq lists its product as uncharacterized. The coding region runs from base 1 to 1803 and encodes 600 amino acids. Gene Ontology annotation, molecular function: cysteine-type deubiquitinase activity; cysteine-type endopeptidase activity. The transcript has a single exon. Gene Ontology annotation, cellular component: nucleus; cytosol. The record is from RefSeq and is a predicted model, not a curated record. NCBI's taxonomy places the organism in Eukaryota, Fungi, Ascomycota, Eurotiomycetes, Chaetothyriales, Cyphellophoraceae. Gene Ontology annotation, biological process: protein deubiquitination.